AUGGCUAAACGAGAUCCGAGUACAUUGUCAAACUAUCAUGCUUGGAGAACACGACAUACAACAUUGGACCUCCGAAUCGACUUUGCAAACAGAGAGUUAACUGGCAACGUAACCCUAGACCUUGAGUCCUUGACAGAUGGGCAAAGUGAUGAGGUAGUUUUGGAUUGCCAAUCUGUCCGCGUUGCAACAGUGGAAAUCAACUCAUCACCUACUAUCUGGGAGAUUGGUCCAGAGACAAAAGCACUCGGAUCUCCAUUACAAGUUGCGGUGCCACUCAGAGCAACGUUAGGGCAAAUUGUGAAAGUUAAGAUCAACUUUCGCACAACUGACAAGUGUACCGCCUUGCUGUGGCUGGGCCCAGAGCAAACUGGAAACGACGGCUCAUUUGUCUUUUCUCAAUGCUAUUCGAUACAUGCUCGGACGCUGUUCCCAUGUCAAGACACACCUGAUGUCAAGUCAACAUACGCGAUGAGCAUCUCAUCACCAAGUAGAGUUGUCUCAAGUGGACUUCCCAAAGGGGAACAGAAUAAGGGUGAUGAGAAAACGUAUUUCUUUGAGCAGAAUAUCCCGAUCCCUACGUAUUUGUUUGCGUUGGCUUCAGGAAAUUUGGCCACUGCCUCUAUUGGCCCAAACUCAUCCGUAGUUGCGAGCCCAAAACAAAUUGAGCAGUGUAGAGAAGAGUUUGAAGGUGGAAUAUGUCCAUUGAUGGGAGAAGCCGAGGCGUUACUGACGCCAUACGUUUGGGGUCAAUACAAUUUGUUGAUUAUGCCCCCUAGCUUUCCGUACGGUGGAAUGGAACAUCCCAUAUUUACCUUUGCGUCCCCUACUAUCAUGACUGGCGACGGCCAAGGCUUGAGAGACGUUAUUCCUCACGAACUUUCGCACAGUUGGAGCGGCAAUCUUGUUACGAAUGCUAGCUGGGAACACUACUGGCUAAACGAGGGCUGGACAGUGUACCUUGAGCGCCGGCUUGCGUCCAAGAUACAUGGGGAUGCGUACUUUGGCCUCGCAUCCAUCCUUGGUUGGAAGCGACUGCAAGAUGAUGUGGAACGUCUUGGUCCUGACCACGAGUUUACCAAGCUUUGCGUCAAUCUAUCAGGUGUACACCCCGAUGAUGCCUUCUGCUCGAUCCCUUAUGAGAAAGGAUUUUGUCUUAUAUAUUUGCUCGAGAGAGUUGUUGGCCGAAACAAUUUCGACGACUUCAUACGCCACUACUUUACUGUUUGGGCCGAAAAGUCAUUGGAUUCGAACGAGUUUCAGGUAACGUUUCUCACUUUCUUUGCAGACCCGAAAUAUGUCCAUCUAAAAGAUCAACUGGGAUCAAUUAAAUGGAAAGAAUUAUUUUGCCAGCCGGGAUUGCCAGAAAAGCCGUCAUAUGACACAUCUCUUGUGGACACAUGCUAUCAGCAAGCAGAGGCAUGGAAAGAUAAAAUAUUUGUUCCAACUGAGAAUGAUAUUCGCGACUGGUCCUCGAGCCAGAAACUUGUGUUGUUGAACGCGAUUCUCGAUUUCGAACAGCCGCUUUCUGUUUCACAGUCCCGAGCGCUGGGAACGGUGUACCAAAUGUCAUCGUGUACUAAUGCAAUAUUGAGGACAGCAUAUUACCAAAUCGCCCUGCGAGCUGGCGACGUGACCCAGCUCUCCGGUGUGGCAGACUUCCUGGGCCAGAUAGGCACGCUUCGCUAUGUUCGGCAACUGUACAAAGCGCUGGCAGCAGUUGAUAUCGACCUGGCAGUUCUUACAUUCGAAAAGAACAGGUACUUCUAUCAUCCUACGUGUGCUACAUUGGUUGAUAAAGAGCUCCAAGCUAUUGGGCGAAAGGUGAAAGGUACUGGAUAUAGGUAG
Messenger RNA from Pochonia chlamydosporia 170, 1845 nucleotides. RefSeq names its product leukotriene A-4 hydrolase. Lineage: Eukaryota; Fungi; Ascomycota; Sordariomycetes; Hypocreales; Clavicipitaceae. Gene Ontology annotation, molecular function: aminopeptidase activity; metallopeptidase activity; epoxide hydrolase activity. The record is from RefSeq and is a predicted model, not a curated record. Gene Ontology annotation, biological process: proteolysis. Gene Ontology annotation, cellular component: cytosol. The transcript is spliced from 5 exons. The coding region runs from base 1 to 1845 and encodes 614 amino acids.